UCUGGUGCCAAACCUCAUGCGCUUAAAGCACCGGUGCGCUUCACUCGGGGACACACAUUUACAGAAGCAACAAGUCAUCAAGCAUCAUUUUAUUUAGCAAAUUAAGCAUUACAGGUUUAGCAUCCUCCUUCAUUCAGAGUCCUUAAAACUACUCCAAGCUGCUGCUGCUCGCUAGUUUUCUCAGCUUCAGAGUUUGAAUGGCUCGGAGGAUCCAGGCUCGGUGAAUCCUGCAAACCGAGGAAAAGACAUGUCCCCGUUAUUCAUGGAGACCGGGUACGAUCUGUCUAGCCCCGGCUCGGAGUCAGCUGAGGAGAGCAACACCCCUGGAUCUGAGAGAGAAGGAGUGAGAGGAAAAAGAGGGAGAAAAACAGAAAAAAACAGAGACUCUGCGAGGAAGAGCCGGAGAAAACAAACGGAGAGAGCGGACGAACUUCAUGAGGAGCUUCAGAGUCUGGAGAGAUCAAACUCAGCCCUGAAAAAGGACAUUGCCACAUUGAAGAAAGACCUCAACCUCUAUACAACGGCUCUGGAGUGCCACAAGCCUUGCUUCCUCAAAGACGCCUUAUCCGGCUCCUCGACCCACCUCUCAGUUCCCCCCUCAGCCGCCUGUGAAAGCAAACAACUCUCCUCUUCAACUCCUCGUCCCAAAACCUCAACAUUAGCCUCACCUAGUGGCUCAGCUCCUGAACUCUUCAGCUCUGUAUCGGCUCCUUACGCUGCCUCUUUCUCUGCAGUCCCUGCUCCUCACUCUUUGUUUUACGAGGUUCCUCCUAUAAUCGCAUCAAGGCCGCCAAAAAAUGCUCCUCCUGUGUGCACCAGCCUUGUUUUCAACCCCUCUAGCUCCCUCCCUGCACCCACUCAAACUAAAUUUGAGCAAGCAAACAUCCAUAAAAGCUUAGCAAAUGCUAGUUUCUCAAUGAAUGAAUUUCUAAUGAAACAAGCUCCUUUUCGAACCCCUUCAUCGAACGUAAACUCCCAUUUAGAGGCAGGAAAAGCAGUGCAAGGCUGUCUCAUGAAUGUGCACCAGCUUCAUACAGAACAAUUGAGCAGAAAUUCCACUCUGCCGUGUUCUCUUUUACCGCAUAUUCUUCAAGAACCUGCUCUUAAGUCCCUCUCAGAGCCGCCCCCUGCCUCAGCUUUUGCCUUAAAGCCGAGAAAUAGUCGACAACUGACCCUCAAUCCUGCGUCUCUGCUUUCCCAGCUCACCGUCCCGAGCCCCCUCUACGUGCCUCUGACUACCUCCAGCAGCUUUGACAUACCUCCGCCCCCACCCUCGCUGCCACCACUGGGGGAUCCCCCGAGAGAUUUCUCCCUCUCUGAGCUCCUGGAGGGCAAUGAGUGGAUUCUAAGCGGGACUAGUCAUCAGUGCCAAGGCAUGCCACAACGUGAACACAUGCUCUUUUAAUUUAUAUGUUUUUAGUAAUGUAUUUAAACACUGCUAUCACCUCCAGUUUCUGUAAUGCAGCCUCUCUGUUAUAAAUGUGGAGCAGAGAUAACCGUAAUUAUGUUAUUGUAGCAUUAUCAGGUUUUUUUUUUCACACCAAAACAUUUGAAUUUGUGAAAUUCUGCCUUUUUUAUAUGAUCCAGCUGAGUUUUCAGAGAAUGGAACUCUGCUUCAGUUUCCUAAAACUCUACACAAGCAAAAACUCAAUGAAUGUGCCCCUUGUCCAUAGUUUUACAAGAUACUUGAGACGAAACCAUGCAAUAACAUCAAGUACAGUUUUUCAGUUUGGAAUUAAGUCAGGUAGGUGGGUGUUUUAUCCCUUCCUUAAUCAAGAGACAAGACACAGCAAACAUGAUUCAACAUUCAAACCCUGGAAAUUGGGCGGUGUACUCACUUCCCUGCUAAUUCUAGGAAAAUCUGUGUCAGGAGCUGAAUGUGUGGACAUCGAUGUUCCAAAGUAAACCACACAGCCCUGCCCUGGCGAGUAUGGUAGUUUUAUAACGGCAGGAAACGUUCUAAUUUGUUUCAACUAUUCUAAAAUACACAUCAUACACUUUUCACACAUUUCUACUGAUAAUUUACUCAAUUAGCGGAGCCUUUUUAAAGCUAUCACUAUUUAUUUUUUCUACAUUUUAGAUAAUAAAAAUCUCUUCAUUUUAAAAUAAUAUAAAUGCAUUAUUUGUACUUACUGUAAGCGUGCUACUUUAUGACUAAUUUUUUAUUUGGCUCUUUUAUCAGCUUUGCUUGAAGAUCACAAGACAAAUAGGCCACUGCCCAGGGCCCCAAACCCUCAGGGGCCCCAGAUUGUGGGUGGGUCUGCAGCCCAUGUGUGGUGAUUUGAUUCAUUUCUAAUAGUUAACGGUUUGGGUAUCUAUAUUAUUUAUUUGAUUUAUCCACCAGUUUCUAAAUGAAUGUGAGCAUUACUAAAUAACCUCAGACGGUCUUAAAGGGCCAGCAGCUCUUUUUUUGCCGGGGCUCCCUAUUGGUGAAAAAUGGGAAUGAUUACAUAGGCAAUUUUAUAUGAUGACAGUUAGGAAAUAUAUAGACAUAUGCAUCAUGAUUGUAUGAAAAUGACGAUUUUGUUUUUCAAAUGAUGAUUUAUGUGGCAGAAUAUUCAGCUUUAUAUCUGUAGGUAUAAGGGAUAUAGAUGCAUGUGCUCCACAUAGAAGUGUAUGAGUGAAUUAUGACUUUUUUGUAUUUACCGUGCAUUAGAGCAAUAUAUUUAUCCUUUAAUACUGGUUGUAAUACAAAAGUUAGUUGCGAAUAAAACAUCUUUAUUGAAAAAUGUAUUGUGUAGUUUUGCUUAGUUUACAAGAAUGUUUUGAUUCAAAUGAUAUCCAUGGACAGUUGAAUUAAUAAGCAAUUAAUUUG
Messenger RNA from Trematomus bernacchii (emerald rockcod), 2815 nucleotides. It is a transcript of the gene batf2, whose product is annotated as basic leucine zipper ATF-like transcription factor 2. Bases 248 to 1405 code for a protein of 385 amino acids. Gene Ontology annotation, cellular component: nucleus. Gene Ontology annotation, biological process: regulation of transcription by RNA polymerase II. The record is from RefSeq and is a predicted model, not a curated record. Gene Ontology annotation, molecular function: DNA-binding transcription factor activity, RNA polymerase II-specific; RNA polymerase II cis-regulatory region sequence-specific DNA binding. The transcript is spliced from 3 exons. NCBI's taxonomy places the organism in Eukaryota, Metazoa, Chordata, Actinopteri, Perciformes, Nototheniidae.